Messenger RNA from Microsporum canis CBS 113480, 738 nucleotides. RefSeq lists its product as uncharacterized. The coding region runs from base 1 to 738 and encodes 245 amino acids. NCBI's taxonomy places the organism in Eukaryota, Fungi, Ascomycota, Eurotiomycetes, Onygenales, Arthrodermataceae. The record is from RefSeq and is a predicted model, not a curated record. The transcript has 2 exons.
AUGGAAUUUUCGAUCGUUCGCUUGUUGCUAGACCUACUGCAGAAAGGUGGAAUCCCAGUGUGUAUCAUAGGUGAACUUGCUCCCAACUACUACAAUGCACCGCGUAUAGUUCAUGACCUUGAACUCUGUGUACGUGAGGACGACCUUGCAGCCGCUGCGUCGAUAUUUACAUCUACGAAGCUACUUAAUAUCGCGGAGGAAGGUGAUUAUAAUAUCUACACAGAAUAUAAGAGGGGGUUUCCUCGAUUCCGCUCUCGCUCCGAACCAACCCUCUAUAUCGUCCUAUUUACCGAUCAGUACUAUGGCCUGAAUCCCCUACAAAAGAAUAUCAUCUCUCGCAAGGAACAUCAGGAGUUUCAGGGAUCCUACAGCAAAGAGAUACUCGAUUCUAUGUCUGCUGACCAGAUUGCGACUCUGCCACUGCCGCGGUUUGCACCGCUGUUCAUAGGGCUCUGUAGCACCUAUGUCAAGACAAGGGAGGUUACGGCUGCAAUCGCUGCGGAAAUGUUUGUUGACGGUAUGGACAUCGACAAGGACUGGUGUCAUGUUCAUUUCCUGUCUUCUCACCCGGACGUGCUUAGCUUUGCAUUAAACCUCGUAAGAGGGAAAGCCUCCCGAAUUGCAGAUUUCUCGAUGAAUGAAGUGACAUGUUUCAUCGCUAAUAAGCAGGAACUACAAGAUAUUCGAAAAGUUCCUGGUUUUUCGCAACUAUCAAACUCCUCCACUGCUUAUAUGUAG